Sarcophilus harrisii (Tasmanian devil) is the source of this 1918-nucleotide messenger RNA. Its product is annotated as CUB and zona pellucida-like domain-containing protein 1. Gene Ontology annotation, cellular component: cell surface. The record is from RefSeq and is a predicted model, not a curated record. Bases 4 to 1848 code for a protein of 614 amino acids. Lineage: Eukaryota; Metazoa; Chordata; Mammalia; Dasyuromorphia; Dasyuridae. The transcript is spliced from 9 exons.
AACAUGAGAGCCUUGCAGGUGGAUGAGCCACUUACAAGAAUGGAGGCAGUAAGGAGACUCGUUUUUUUGGCCCUUUUAAUUUCAUCAUGUUUGGCAGAAAAAAAUUUGAUGGAGCCUCAAGGCAAAUCCAGCUGUGGAAGCCACCUAGGAGAGAUCCAAAAGGCUCUGAUCCUGAACCUCAAUGCCAAUGAAAACUGCACCUGGACAAUAGAAAGAUCAGAAAACAAAACUAUCAGACUCAUCUUUUCCCACUUUCAACUUGACCCAGGUGCAAAAUGUGAAGUUGAAAACAUUCAAGUUUAUGAUGGUGCCUCCACUGAGAUGCCUCUCCUUGGGAAAAUCUGCAGCAAAGUAGACUACGUUCCAGUAUUUGAAUCAUCAUCUAACAGCCUGACAUUUCAGAUAUCCACCAGCUCUUCAGAAGUUCAAAGAAGUGCCUUUGUUUUCUAUUACUACUUUUCACCAGAAAAGAGAAUUGAUAACUGUGGAGGCUAUCUUGAUGCUUUUGGGGGCUCCUUUACCAGUCCUAAUUACCCAAAGCCUCACCCAGAAUUUGCUUAUUGUGUGUGGCACAUACAAGUGGAUAAGGGCUACAAAAUAAAUCUAAACUUCAAAGAGAUUUUCUUAGAAAUAGAUGACAACUGCAGAUUUGAUUUUGUUGCCGUCUAUGAUGGUCCCUCCACAAACUCUGGCUUACUUGCACAAGUAUGUGGCCGGAUUGCACCCACCUUUCAAUCUUCUUCAAAUACUCUGACGGUAGCGCUCUCUACGGAUUAUGCCAAUUCCUACCGAGGCUUCUCUGCUUCUUAUACUCCAAUUUAUGAAAAAGAAGUCAACACAUCCCUGAGUUGCUCUUCUGACCAAAUGACAGUCAUCAUAAGCAAAUCUUAUCUGGAGUCGCUUCACUACAAUGAGAAUAACUUACAACUGAAUGAUCCACUCUGCAGACCAAGAGUAUCAAAUGUUUUGGAAUUUUCUAUCCCUCUAAAUGAAUGUGGUACAAUUAAACAGGUCAAAGAUCAUACCAUUACUCACACGAACAUCAUCACCAUUACUAACUCUUCCAAUUCUGCAGUGAUCACUCGUCAGAAACAUUUCCAAAUUAUUCUGAAAUGUGAAAUGGAAAACAAUUCCACCGUAGAAAUAAUGUACAUAACAGAAGAUGAUAUAAUUAAAAAUAUAACUGCCUUGGGGAAAUAUAAUAUCAGUAUGGCUUUUUAUGAGUCAGAAUCUUUCAGCAAUCCUUUACUUAGUUCACCAUACUAUGUGGAUUUGAACCAAACACUCUUUGUUCAAGUCAGUCUUCAUGUGCUAGAUCCAAAUCUAGUGGUGUUCCUCGAUACCUGUACAGCAUCUCCAACAUCUGACUUGGCCCCACCAACGUAUGACCUAAUCAACAGUGGAUGUAGUAAAGAUGACACUUGUAAGAUCUAUCCCCUAUCUGGGCACUAUGGAAGAUUUCAAUUCAGUGCUUUUAAGUUCUUGAGAAGGCUUGGAUCUGUUUAUCUCCAAUGUAAAGUUUUGAUUUGUGAAAGCAAUGACACACAAUCUCGAUGUAAUCAAGGUUGUGUCUCCAGAAGAAGACGAGAUAUUUCUUCAUAUAAAUGGAAAACAGAAUCAAUCAUUGGUCCUAUUCGUCUGAAAACACAUCAUACUGCAAGCAGCAAUUCAGAAUUUCAGAAUCAAGUCCAUGCAGAAGAAAGUCAGCAAGCACAGCCUUUCAGCAGUUUACAGAUCCUUUCCUUUAUGGUUCUGGCUCUAAAUGUGGUGAUUGUGGCAGCAAUGCUAGUGAGACAUUUCAGAAAUCAUGGAACAGAAUGCAAAUACCAGAAGCUACAGAACUACUAACAGAAGUACCCAGACCUAAGUGAAAAAUAUUUUCCCAAAACAUCUAAUAAAAUUUUGUUUUUCAACUGGA